GUCGCAGGAAUUACAUAAACAUAUCUUUAUAAAAUAUCUAUAUACUACAGCAAUUUUCCUAUAUCUGCGUUCAAAACGUCUCGCCAUCAACCCGGUACAAUUCGUGCUGGUCCCAAUGUCUACCACUACGACUACGGUAUCGGAGUCUCAGACUGCGCCUAACCGUGCGGGACGACUCCGCCGUCUCAGCCAACUGCGUGCCUAUACACAAAGUCACUUUAUCCCAUCUUCCUCCUCUUCCUCCUCCUCUGCUGCAACCUCGCCCACAUCCGCAGGCAACCAGCGGCGCCAUCGCAAUAGUCUUAGUCGCGUGGUAUCUUUAUCGUCGCCUUUCCAUAUUUCUACUAUUGCCGACUCAUCGGAGCCGCUGGCGGCGUCUGCGUCUUCUUCGUCUGAGCGCGAGGCUCAUCAAACCGAUAACAGUACCAGUUCCGACUCGGAUCCGCAAGAGCAAUCGGUUUCUUCUGUUUCCUCACGAUCGCUACCCUCGUCGCAUGAAGUAUCUUCUGGACUACAGGCCAUGGCGGUGGAAUCAAACGGACAGCAGGAUAACACUACUACGACGGCGACAGUAGACGCCAGUAACGCUAACGACAGCAAUCAUACCAGCACUGCGAACAAAAAGCCAAAGAUGAAUAAUACAAUCCGAUUCUUCGCCUAUCAAGAUACUCAUCACUCGUCUCGUCCGUCUCUACAAUUCUCCCCGAUGACUCGCACCCUACCGUCCGAAGACUGCGUAAUUCGAGUCGGACGUUACUCCGAACGCGAUGGUGUUCCCCUCGCCAAUCCCUCCGAACCAUCAGAUGCACCGAUUGGAUUCAAGUCAAAAGUCGUCAGUCGCAAACACUGCGAAUUUUCCAUGGUCAACGGGCAGUGGCACAUCAAGGACGUCGGUAGUUCGUCAGGUACUUUCCUUAACCGCACUCGGCUGAGUCAGCCGAACAUGGCUUCCCGAUUAUAUGCCGUUCGAGACGGGGAUAUUGUACAAUUGGGGAUUGAUUUUAGGGGUGGUGAGGAAAUGAUUUUCCGAUGUGUGCGGAUAAGAAUUGAGUGUAAUCGCACAUGGCAACAGAGGCCGAAUGAGUUUAAUAAAAAUACGGAAUCUUUGAUCAAUAACCUGGGGAAAGGCAAAGCAGCUUCGAAUUUUGAAGGUUGUCGAGAAUGCUCGAUCUGCUUGGGCUCCGUUUUGCGCCCUUACCAAUGCCUAUUCAUGGCAGCCUGCGCACAUGUCUGGCACUACAAGUGCAUUCGCCGUUUAAUACACACACCGGAUUACCCGAUGUUUCAAUGUCCCAACUGCCGCGCAUGGACCGAUCUCAGUGCCGAGGUAGACGACUCAAUGGAGUUUGACGAGGAAUCGGCACAGGAAGAUACUUCGGAUAUUAAGCCUGAUGCAUCUACCGAUGCUAAUGCUCAUUCAUCUGGAGAGCAAUCACAAGCAGCCAUCGAAAGCAAUGGAGAAAUUGGAACAGAAGACAGGGAUCUUGCCACCAUUGCGGAGAAUUUGCAUCUAGGAGAAGAGAGAAACACGCCCAUGCAGGACGGUGAAAACCCCGACGGCGCAAAUAUUACAAGCAAAAACGAGGUACAUGCCAGUGGUAACAGCCAAUCUGCCAACAUACCGAUACCUAAUGGUUCUUCGUCGCAUGGCAAUCAGUCCAAUUCUCGCUCCGACACACCGGGUCACCAUGAGACAUUCGAAGAUGAUCCGAUGACUCCUCGCAAUGAUUCUGGUCCCCUCGCUCUCGACGGCCGAGCCGGGCAUUUAUAACCCCGUUCGUUCUGAUUCUACUUGCUUAAUCACUAUCCUCUGCCACGCGCUUUGAAUGCUUCCACCCCGAAUUGUUAUAUAUACCCGGCAUCCUUUGCAUCAUUACUUAUGUUCUUGCCGGCUUUUUGGAUUAUCGACGAAAUGCAUUGCACUUCGGCGUCUGCGAGAAAAGGAGUUGGGAGAUGUACUGACAUUUAUUCUUAUCAUCAUUGUUUCUUUUAUUGAUUCAGACAAAUCUUUGAUUUAGGAUGAUAUGCGAACUAGCGAAGUCAUAGUUUAUUCUUGUCGACCCUUUUCCUCUGAGUUUUUGUAA
This is a messenger RNA of Talaromyces stipitatus ATCC 10500, 2084 nucleotides long. Its product is annotated as FHA domain protein. NCBI's taxonomy places the organism in Eukaryota, Fungi, Ascomycota, Eurotiomycetes, Eurotiales, Trichocomaceae. The transcript is spliced from 3 exons. Gene Ontology annotation, cellular component: mitotic spindle pole body; ubiquitin ligase complex; cytosol. Gene Ontology annotation, biological process: mitotic spindle assembly checkpoint signaling; ubiquitin-dependent protein catabolic process; negative regulation of septation initiation signaling. Bases 116 to 1771 code for a protein of 551 amino acids. The record is from RefSeq and is a predicted model, not a curated record. Gene Ontology annotation, molecular function: protein binding; ubiquitin protein ligase activity.